GUGGCCAGUACUCAACGUAGUCGCCAGAAGAAAAAAGACUCCUUAUUCUCCCGGGCCGCUGCCGCUGCCGCUGCCGCUGCCGUCCCGUCAGAACUUGGAACUAGCACGAGGUGCCACCGACGAAGGAUAUCUUUUAUACCACCCACCACCAGCAGGGAAGAGCUUUCACAUCAGCACGCGACCGGUCAUCAUUUGCUAUAGAGACUCUCUGCCACCAGCCAACAUCAGACCUCUGACUGUUGCGAAGCAAUACAGCCAACACGCCCGCCGCCCGCAGUCUCCCAUCUUCCUGGUCUGGCAGGGGACUUGUCAAUUUGACCUCGCCAUCAAAUUUCGAUUCGGCGGGAUCGCGGAUUUACAAAGUCAAAUUACAACCUCAACCUCAUUCAACCUCGAUCUCAUCAACCCCAAAUUCAAAAACACACACGUUGCCAAACUGGCGCUCUACAACUUAGGGCCGUCUGAACCAGACGCCGAAACCGCCUCACCGCCGCCCAUGGCCAUGGAUCCGAUAGGCACACCUCGCAAGAAUGGCUCUGUGAACGGCAGAACUCCUAUAUCGAUGCGCGACAGCUCGCACGGCUGGAACAGGCUCUCUGGAAGUCGAAGCUCUAGCGUCGCGGCGCCGCCUGUUCGCACGCCUGUUCGUGAGAUUGCCAGCGUGGCAUCGGCUAGUAGUGAACAUUUGAGCGAAUUGUGGUCGAGAUACAAUAUUUCACAGUCGCAGCACAAUUCGCAAGAUAAGCUCCUUCAGGAAGUUCUCCACCGAUAUUCUAACCUUGUCAUAAAGCACGAAGAGCUGCAGGCCUCCACCCUCUCCGCGCGUGGCAGUCAUGCACAGCCUCCAUUGCAAGCCACUCUACAACUGGUCACAGUUGAGCGCGAUAUGCUCAAGAACUUGUUACUGUCCAAUCCGUACGUCAUGGUCCUGAUUGAUGGUGACGGUUUGAUAUUCAACCACGAGCUGCUCCGACUGGGAGAGGCGGGAGGACGCAAGGCUGCCCGACAGCUCAAGGAGGGCAUAUUCCGGAUGCUUUCUGGUCACCCGCACUGUCCUGAAGACUCGCAAAUCAUCGCUAGAGUAUAUGCAAACGUCACUGGCCUCUCGUCCACUCUAGUCAAGGCCGGCAUUCUAAGCUCGCCAUCCAUAUUCGAAGAGUUCGUUGAUGGCUUCACGAGCGGCGAUGAGAUGUGUGACUUCAUCGACGUGGGUUAUGGCAAGGACAAAGCCAACACGAAACUGAGCGCCAACUUCCGCACACACUUUCAUAACAAUCAAUGUCGCCAAAUUGUCCUUGGCUGCAGUCACGAUAAUGGAUAUGCACGUCUCUUGGAGAACCACAUGCAGGAUUCCCAAGAGGUCGGCCGUGUGACUCUGCUUGGAGGUGUACCGUUUGAGAAGGAGUUGGAAACGUUGCCUUUCGACAAGAAGACCAUUCCUGGUUUAUUUCGCGACACCAAGAUCAAUCUGCCGCCACUGGAUCUUCUGGGAGACAUUCCCCGGGGUCGUCAUGAUUCGAGGAACCUGUUCAACCCCGCCAGUGCAAUGUUCACUCCACCGCCAUCGACACGUACGCCGGCGCCGAGCACGCCGCUGUACAGUCCUACCACACUUUCAUUCCGAGAGAGCUCUACUCGUGCUAACAGUAUCGCCUCGCUGGCAGUGAGCGAGGGUCCGGCAAUCGCUGGUGCUCCUGCGCCAGGACCAGCAUCGGUAGUACCGGUGUCCACUCCUGGUGGAGCAUGGGCCAGCAUCGCUCGCAAGAAUGCGCAUCUCCCACUGAAAGAUAUCGCAAAGCCACAGGCGGAAGUGGUGUUUAGCGGACCUGUGAUUCACGUCAACAAAUUUAAUUAUCGCAUCGACAAGCAGAUGGACUAUGACCACGACAAAGUGUACAAGCUGAAGCAAGCAAAAUACUGCAAUCAGCAUUAUAUCGGCCGCGGCUGCUGCCAUUUCAAAGCCAAUAACGGCGCCUGCCCUCACGAGCACGACACCAAACUCAGUGAAGAAGACAAGAAAUGGCUCCGCGUCGUCGCCCGCGAGACCGUCUGCAAGAAGGGCACCUUUUGUCGCGAAUUCGACUGCAUAUAUGGCCAUCACUGCCCGUAUCCUCAACAGCAGCAGGGUUCCCUGCGCGUUGUGGGCUGCAUCAACGGCGACAAAUGUCGUUUUGCCCCUGAAAUGCAUGGCAUGGAUCGGAAGGUGGCGCGGACUUUAACUUUGCAGGAUGUGGAAUUGGACCUGUCGGAGGAGUACUAACUACACAACCUAAUUAGGUACCUGCACUAGGUACCUUUAAUAUGCCAGAAACGGCUAUGGAUGGGAGGGAACGGUGGUAAUUUCAAGAUACGUCUUUGUGUUCUUCUCCUCUCUCUGACUGUGAGCAGGAUGAAGAGAGGCUAGGAGCGAUCAGAAUGGGACGUCGUACAUCGGUCUAUAGUAGUAAUGGUGGGCUGGAAUUGCUCGCUUGGUUGCGGGCUUUUCCCUUUCUCUGUACCAACAAAUAGAGUCUCACUCUUCUGAACAUCACUCUCGACCAGUGUUGCACAACACAAACCUUCGGGAAAAGUUCUUUGAUAGUUCCGCCAAGGCAUGUAUACUCUCGUCUCCAAUGUAAAGUAAUUCACGCAUAAGGAUCACGACGCCUUGGCCGCAUAUUUGCCUCGUAUUCUAUCUUCCUGUUCCACCACAGCUUUGGGCAAAGCAGAACCUCGUCCCGUUAGAACAAACAGAGCCCAUUUCCAGCGAAAGGGAUUGAUAAUAAUGACAAAGACAAACCAGUAAACCAACUCGGAAUAAGUGAAGAAGUCGAAUGCAGCAGUGGGAGCGAAUCGUUUGACCCAUCUGGUGAAAUCGAUCCAGAGUUUCAUGAGACCCUCUGUUGGUCGUGCCAGAGGGUCGACGAGGAACAUGAGGAGAAAUCGUGUGUAGAUUCCAAUGUGCCAAUUACCCACAGCUCCGAUAGCGUUGACAUACGUGCAGUUGUUGCAGCAAAUGUCUAUAUGCGUGGGUGGAAAGACCUGGAGAUACCAGUUGGGUGGUUCGUAGUUCUCUUGGAAGCAAUCGCGGGGCAAGAAGUUGAGAGAUGGACGUUCGUAGCCUGUGGCCAUGAUGCAUAUAUCACCUUCGAUAAGCUCUUCGCGACCAGGUCCGCCUUUGGGUGUGCCCUGGCUUCUGUGAUUAAACUUGAUACCGUUCUCCUCAAAGUUCUUGACGUCGCCUCUCAGCCAGCUGGUUUUACCCGAACGAAUCUGCUCCAGUACAUCGUUGUUCACCAUUGGAGUUUCCGUGAAGAGUCCCUUUCCGCUAUUCUCCGCAGGUGCUAUGUCUUGGAGGUCACGGUAGAAAAAGAGACGCAGAAGCCUUUCUGGGAUGAAAGAGAAGAUGGUCUCCUGGCCGAAGAUGUUCAGAGCUAGCAGUACGUCGAUGACAGGGUUUCGUGGAAUGAUCCAUUUCUCGGAUCGCGAGAGAAUGUACGUCUUUUUAGCUCCCGCAGCGGUAACGAACUCCAUGGCUUCAAUUGCAGAGGCACCUCCGCCGAUGACAAUGACAUUCUUGCCUUUGGCAUCUUGCUCUUUGCCAUCCAGCUGACUGGAGUGGUAGAUGUGGCCCCUGAACUUGUCCUCGCCCUUGACUGUAGCAUUCUUGGGCUCGCCACAAGUGCCAAUGGCGGCAAUCACGCCAUCAAAGCGACCGUUGCUCUCAUCGUUGAUAAUCCAACGGUUUUGGGAAUCCUUGUACACCUUGUCGACCCGCGUGUUGAACUUAGUCUUCUUCUCGAGCCCGUACGUCUGCCACAGCUGCUUGACCGCCUGCACUAUCUCUUUCCUGUUGGGAUAGCCCUCGCUCCACUGGACGGUGGGGAAGAAGCGGUACAUGACGGAAUGGAUUUGCAGUCCCGACGUGUUGUUCACUUUGGCCCAGAUGCCUCCCACGG
Sphaerulina musiva SO2202 is the source of this 3938-nucleotide messenger RNA. RefSeq lists its product as uncharacterized. The transcript has 4 exons. NCBI's taxonomy places the organism in Eukaryota, Fungi, Ascomycota, Dothideomycetes, Mycosphaerellales, Mycosphaerellaceae. Bases 497 to 2260 code for a protein of 587 amino acids. The record is from RefSeq and is a predicted model, not a curated record.